AUGGCCAUUUCCCUGUGGACAUCUUUCUGCCAUGUUAUCUUUCUGCUGCUUCCACUCCGCACCCAGGAACCAGACAUGGGGAGCUUCGAGGAGGGAGAAAAGCACCAGAGUGUCACCCAUGGGGAAGCUGCCGUCAUCCGAGCACCACGCAUCGCCAGCUUCCCCCGGCCUCAGGUGACCUGGUUCCGAGAUGGCCGGAAGAUCCCACCCAGCAGCCGAAUAGCCAUCACACUGGAGAACACCCUUGUCAUCCUGUCAACGGUGGCUCCCGACGCAGGCCGUUACUACGUGCAGGCAGUUAAUGACAAGAACGGGGAUAACAAGACCAGCCAGCCUAUCACUCUUGCUGUGGAGAAUGUUGGGGGGCCUGCUGACCCCAUUGCACCAACCAUCAUUAUCCCACCCAAAAACACCAGCGUUGUAGCCGGGACCUCAGAGGUGACCAUGGAGUGUGUGGCCAACGCCAGGCCUCUGAUUAAGCUCCACAUUAUUUGGAAGAAGGAUGGGGAGCUAGUGUCUGGAGGCAUCAGCGACUACAACCGUCGGCUUACCAUCCCCAAUCCCGCGGUCAGUGACGCCGGCUACUAUGAGUGUGAAGCCAUGCUGCGCAGCAGCAGUGUGGCCCCUGUCGCCCGGGGUGCCUACCUCUCUGUGCUGGAGCCUCCUCAGUUUGUCAAGGAACCAGACAGCCACAUCACAGCAGAGAUGGAGAAGGUGGUGGACAUCCCCUGUCGGGCCAAAGGUGUGCCUCCGCCCUCCAUCACUUGGUACAAGGAUGCAGUGGUGGUGGAGGUGGAGAAGCUGACCCGCUUCCGGCAGCGAGGUGAUGGCGGCCUGCAGAUCAGUGGCCUGGUGCCCGACGACACCGGUAUGUUCCAGUGCUUUGCCCGCAACGCAGCCGGCGAGAUGCAGACCUCCACCUACCUGGCCGUCACCAGUAUCGCCCCCAACAUCACCAGGGGCCCCCUGGACAGCACGGUGAUUGACGGUAUGUCAGUGGUACUGGCGUGUGAGACUUCAGGGGCACCCCGGCCAGCGAUCACCUGGCAGAAAGGAGAACGCAUCCUGGCCAGUGGCUCCAUCCAGCUCCCUCGCUUCACACUGCUGGAGUCGGGUAGCCUGCUGGUCAGCCCCACGCACAUCUCUGAUGCCGGCACCUACACCUGUCUGGCGACCAACUCCCGGGGGGUGGACGAGGCCUCAGCAGACCUGGUGGUGUGGGCCCGCACUCGUAUCACCAAACCGCCGCAGGACCAAAGCGUCAUCAAGGGUACUCAGGCCUCCAUGGUGUGUGGAGUAACCCAUGACCCCCGAGUGACCAUCAGGUACUCACCCUAUGUUCCCCAACUCCGGGUGCUCACCCCUGAGGGUGACCCUCCAAGAGAAGCAUGUGAGGAGCAAGUGCCCAAACUAAGGUCGCCCCCUCCCCCAUGGGGAAGCCAGGACUUUGGCACAGGAUUGUGGCCUCCAGGGAACUCAGUCCUGCUGUGGAAGCCACUGGAGAGGCUAUGGAUGGACAAAGCCAAGAGAGGUGUAAACGCCAGGGCCCCUUCCAGCUUGGACAAGGACACCUGGGCCAACUCCCACCCGUACCCCAACCCCAAGAAAAGCUUCAAGAACUAA
Molecule: messenger RNA, 1623 nt
Organism: Castor canadensis (American beaver)
Lineage: Eukaryota; Metazoa; Chordata; Mammalia; Rodentia; Castoridae
Source: RefSeq, a predicted model, not a curated record